AUGAAUAAUGACAACAAAAAAAGAAAAUUUAAAGGUGGUGCAGAGAAAAAUAGGGAAAAACACCAGAAAAUAUUAAACACUGUGGCCCAACAAUGUCACAAAAUAACUAACAUGUUUUCUUCCAAUACAUCAUGUAAACAAUCUGUAGCCAAAAAUAUUUCUCUACAAGUUAUUCGAGAAAUUGCAGAUGGUUCCAAUAUUGUAAUAGACAACCAUUCUACAAAUAAUUGUUUGGAAUCUGCAGCCAAAAAUGUUUCCACUGAAGUUAUUGAAGAAAAUGCAGAUAUUGCCAAUAUUGUAAUGGACAACAAUUCUACAAAUAAUUGUUUGAAAUCUGCAGCUAAAAAUGUUUCCACAGAAGUUAUUGAAGAAAAUGCAGAUAUUGCCAAUAUUGUAAUGGAAAACAAUUCUACAAAUAAUUGUUUGAAAUCUGCAGCUAAAAAUGUUUCCACAGAAGUUAUUGAAGAAAAUGCAGAUAUUGCCAAUAUUGUAAUGGACAACAAUUCUACAAAUAAUUGUUUGCAAUCCGUAGUCAAAAAUGUUUCACUUGAAUUAUUUGAAGAAACUGCAAGUGGAGAUCUAUUGGAUGGUUCAAAUAUAAUUUUUAGAAAUGAUCCUGUUAAUUUUGUUAAUGUUGAACAAUGGACUCCAGAGUUAAAAAAUAUGAUUCUAAGUUUGGGAGCUUGUCAGCCCAAAGAACAAGAUUUAAGCUUGGUGAGUUAUGAAAAAGACCAUCUAAAUAGAAGUUUUCAUUCAGCUUGGUACAACAGAAAGUUAAUUGAUAAUACAUAUGUAAAACGGGAAUGGCUUAGUUAUUCUCCUAAAUUAAAUAAGAUAUUUUGCCUCUAUUGCAUAUUAUAUGGUAAAAAUACCAAUACUGCAUGGACAAAAGAAGGUUUUUGUCAUUGGAAAAAUGGAUCAUUAUCAAUUACUAAACAUGAAACUUCUUCUACUCAUAUAUUUGCAUCAUUAAAAGUUAAAUUAAAACAAAGUUGUCUACCAAUUCUACCAUCAAUACUUGAAGACCAUAACCGGCAAGUGGCAUUCAAUAGGGAACUAGUUAAACAAUUAAUUGAAAUAACAAUUUUUUUGGCAAGACAUAAUCUCCCAUUCAGAGGGCAUAAAGAAAAUUGGGAAAGUGACUUGAAAGGAAAUUUUAAAGAUAUGGUUGUUCUAAUUUCACAACAUUCGCCUACUCUAUCUGUUCAUAUCAAUCAGUUAAUGGCCAAAGGAAAGAAAGAAAAUUCUUUUAUUUCUUGGGAUCGACAGAAUUCUCUAAUAGACUCCAUUGCUCAAUAUAUUUCGUCAGUUAUUAGAACACAGAUUGUGAAGGCUGGAUAUUUUAGUAUAUGUAUGGACACGACAUUUGAUGUUUCACACAAGGAGCAGCUUUCAUUUAUUGCAAGAUACAUUUUCAAAUCUAAAAUACAUGAAAGAAUUAUUGCAAUAACUGAAUCGCCUUUAACUACUGGUAAAGUGCUUUUUGACAUGUUUAAAUGUGUAAUGGAAAAAUGUGGUUUGAACUGGAAGAAAAAUUUAGUUGGUCAGUCUUACGACGGUGCUGCAAAUAUGAGGGGGUCAUACUCUGGACUCCAAGCACAAAUUCUUGAUGAAAAUCCAAAAGCUCUUUUUGUGUGGUGUCAUGCCCACAGAUUAAAUUUAAUAGUUUUAUCUGCUGUUGGAUCUUGUAUAGAAGCAGUAGAUUUAUUUGGGAAUAUGGAAAAACUUUACUGUUUUAUAACAUGCAGUAAAAAAAGAUCAGACAUUUAUAGAAUGAAGCAAAAAGAAAUUUAUCCAAAAAAACAAGUACAUGCAAUAAAAAGAGUUGGUACCACAAGAUGGAUGUCAAACUCAUUUGCCUUGGCAACAAUUUUUGAAACACUGGAAGCAAUAUUGAAUAUGUUAGAGGAAGUUAAAAAUCAAGAUGGCUCGUCAGAUUAUAAAAUAGCCACUGAAUGCAAUGGGCUAUUAAUGUAUUUUCAGUCUUCUCGUUUUAUUGUAACAGCAUUUAUGUUUAAGCAUCUGUUUGAUAUUCUAGGGCCUUUAAGUAAAUUAUUUCAAGGUAGAGAUUUAGACAUUUUGGCUGCCGUCAAUUAUUUAAAAAAAGCAGAAAAUAAUAUUAUUAUGAUGCGUAAUGAUGAAGUUUUCAAUGAUAUUUUUGAAGAAGCAAAAUCAUUUUCAGAAAAACAUUUUGGUGAUUUUGAAAUAAAUAAUUUACGAUCCUUUAGGAACAGGAAAAAAAAAGUUGUUCGACAAAUCGGAGAGAUAACUUUUGAUGAAACUAUUGAGAAUCCAGUUCAAUACUUUAAAGUAUCAGUAUAUUUUGUAACAAUCGACAUUAUAAUACAACAGAUUCAUGACAAGUUUAAUCAAAAUUCAGUAUCAGUCAUGAAAGAUAUUGGUCUAUUAUCAUUAAAAAGAAUGAAAGAAAAAACUGAUCUCCCUCAAGAUGCAUUUAAAAUGAUAUGCAAUGUGUAUGGAUUAAACCAAGAAUUAAUCAAAAAUGAAUAUAUCAUGUUUAAAGAGAUUGUUAAAGAUUUAGAUGUUAACUUGUUAUUAAAGCUACCAGAAAAAAUCCAUGCAGACUCUGAUGAAGACAACAUUCAUAGUGACGAUGAAGAAAGUGAUGGGGAAAUAGACAAUUAUAAAAACAUGGCAAGUUUAAUAAAUAUUUUUGAAACAAUGAAUAACGCCAACAUAAAAGCAGAAUUUGAAAACUUAUAUAAUAUAAUUAAACUAAGCUUAACACUACCAACGUCUAGCUGUACAGUUGAAAGAAGUUUUUCAAAAUUAAAAAUUAUAAAAACCAGGCUACGUUCAACGAUGGAACAAACAAGAUUAGAAAAUUUAAUGCUCAUUUCAUGUGAACAUGAUAUAAAUAUUGAUAUUGAUAAAGUAAUAGACAUUUUUGCUGGAAAAUCAUCAGUUUUGACUAAAUUAUUAACCUUUUAA
This is a messenger RNA of Metopolophium dirhodum (rose-grain aphid), 2952 nucleotides long. Its product is annotated as zinc finger MYM-type protein 1-like. The transcript has 7 exons. Gene Ontology annotation, molecular function: protein dimerization activity. The coding region runs from base 1 to 2952 and encodes 983 amino acids. The record is from RefSeq and is a predicted model, not a curated record. Lineage: Eukaryota; Metazoa; Arthropoda; Insecta; Hemiptera; Aphididae.